ACGUUUUGCCCCCCGCUUCGCUUCACCGAUUGGGGUAUAUAAGCCAACUUCUGUCUGUCAGCUCAUCAAGAAGUACAUCUCAUUCGAGAGAUAAUCGUCAGCGAGCAAAUCCGUCCAACCGAACUCUCAUCAUGAACGCCCUGUUCUUCGUCCUCGCCGCCCUCGCGGCCGUCUGCGUCGCAGCACCGCCUCCACCUUCGGGCCCCGCCGACGAACCGAUUCCGAUCAUCAGCCAGAGCCAGGACGGGCCCAACCCCGACGGCUCGUACAGCAACUCCUUCGAGACUGGAAACGGGAUCCAAGUCCAGCAGCAGGGGAGCCUGAAGCAGAUCGACGAGAAAACGUUCGCCCAGGUCGUUCAGGGCUCGUACACCUAUACCGGCCCGGAUGGAGCCGCGAUUCAGGUGACUUACACCGCCGAUGAGAACGGAUUCCAGCCACAGAGUAACGCCAUCCCGACGCCCCCCGCUAUCCCGGAGGCGAUCCAGAAGAGCCUUGACUUUAACGCGGCGCAUCCCCCACCGGCCGUCGUCGACGCGUAGGGUCAAUAUAUGAAUUUGUAAUUUUUGUGAAACCGCGAAGGCGAAGACUCGCGGCGAUAAACAAGCCUCAGGUUCUUUAUGCUAAUCGUAUAACGUAAUCAAAAGUCAAUGUUGGAUAAGAAUAAUGUAAAUAUUGCGUGACGGAUAGUUUAGAGGACUUUUUUUUUUUUUUUACACUAUAUUUGAUACGAAUAUCCUCACAUCAUGUUGUACGCAGCCACUGUAAGUCUCUGGAAUAAAUUGUGCUUUUUGCUACCUAA
Messenger RNA from Neodiprion fabricii, 802 nucleotides. Its product is annotated as endocuticle structural glycoprotein ABD-4-like. Gene Ontology annotation, cellular component: chitin-based extracellular matrix. The coding region runs from base 132 to 542 and encodes 136 amino acids. The transcript has 2 exons. The record is from RefSeq and is a predicted model, not a curated record. Gene Ontology annotation, molecular function: structural constituent of chitin-based larval cuticle. NCBI's taxonomy places the organism in Eukaryota, Metazoa, Arthropoda, Insecta, Hymenoptera, Diprionidae.